Molecule: messenger RNA, 887 nt
Organism: Ceraceosorus guamensis
Lineage: Eukaryota; Fungi; Basidiomycota; Exobasidiomycetes; Ceraceosorales; Ceraceosoraceae
Product: NTF2-like protein
Exons: 3
Coding region: 204-833 (209 amino acids)
Biological process (GO): protein import into nucleus
Cellular component (GO): nuclear pore central transport channel
Source: RefSeq, a predicted model, not a curated record
ACACGACGUCCUGGAUGGCUUUCGUGGGCGCUUUCAUGUUCGCAUGCUUUGCCUCACCCCUUGAUCAGCUUUUCAGGAUUCACACCCACGGUCCACACAAGAAGCACGGAUACAGCGCUUGACAUACAGAGCCCCAAAAAUUUGUGGGGACGUAGCAGCCGGCCGGGGUUUUCUUGCAAACUUUUUGGCAUUUCGUUUGCGCAAUGGCGGGACCUACCGUCAUGCAGGCAGCGCAGGGACAACAUGGAGCUGCUGCUGCCAGCAACGAUGCGCAGAGCGAACAAAGGAGCCUGAUAGAGUUUGCUGCCAAGGCUGCAGAGACUUUUGCGUCUGCUUAUUACGCCGCUACAGACUCUCCACAGAGGCUAGGUCUCAUUCCUACUUUGUACUUGCCAAACUCGACGAUUGUGUGGAAUGGAACGCCCGUCAGUGGGAAGGACGAGUUGGUGCAGCUCUUGGCUGCCAUGCCGGGGUCAAAGCACGAGUUGCAGGCUUUUGACGCGCACCCAGUUGGAGGAGGCACGGAGAAUGGCGUUCGUCGGGCACCCUCAGUGAUGAUCACAGUGACGGGCGUAGUGACGCAUCACAUUCCAGGAUCAGCGUCUACCAUGGCUCCCACAAACGCGCCCAAAUCUGCGGGAGGAUCGAGCAUCAAAGACUUACCCUUGGAAGCCUUGCCGAGAACUUUCCAUCAAAGCUUCCUCUUGACACCUCAACCCACACAUGGCACCAACGCACCUGUCCCGGACGGAGGAGUCAAUUGUGCGACAGGUGACGGAGUUUGGGCUGCUAGACUUUUCGUACAGGCGGACAACUUCAGAUUCAUUGGCUGAAGACGGCGUCUAUGACCUCGACAAGAAGCGCCUUUUAGAAAGUUCGCCGCAGUG